GAAGAUUCCACUUCAACGCUGUGUUUCCUCGCGUUUUGAUUUUACCAAAUAUCUUAUUCGGAACUGGGUCUUUAUCUUUUCAAUUAUUGCUAAGGGUUUGAUUCGUGUGACUUAUCCCCCCACCUCUCUUUAAUUUUACUUUUCUGCGCCGGAGGAUUUUUUCCCAAACUCAAAAUUCAUGAUGGUUAGGGGAGGAAGGUUUAGUGGCAAACGCAACUUCAGAAAAAAGGUUCGGUCAAAGGAGGGAGGAUCCGAUGAUUCGGAUGAGGACUAUGUGGUUUCAGAUGAUGGCAGAGAGGUAUCUGACUACUAUUGCUCCUCCCUUGAUGGAUGUGCAUCAGAGGAUAGUUUUGGGAGUUUUUUGGCAGAGGAGGAUGAGGAAUUUCAAACAGUGAGGAAUUUCAAUAGAUCCAAGGCAAAAAAGAGCACUGCUAUUAGGCCGAAAAAUGCCAGUAAAAACUCGCACCAGAGGGAAAGGAUUAAAUAUGCAGAAGAGGAGGAAGAAGAGGACGAGGAGGAGUUGGAAGAAGAGGAAGAGGAAGAGGAGGAAGAAGAAUACAAAGUGGAGGAAGAGGAGGAGGAGGAGGAAAUUCAAGAGGCGAGGAAUUUCAGUAGACCAAAGGCAAAAAAUGGUGUAUGCAGUAAGAAAAGAAGUGCAGGAAAAAUCUCCUCAAAGAGGGGAAGGAAAAUACACACAGAACAACUGGAAGAGGAGGAGGAAGAGGUCAAACUAGAGGAGGAGGAGGAGGAAGAGAAGGAGAAGGUGGAUAGAGAUGGAAAUGACGAAGAAGAGGAGGGAGAUAGAGAUGGAGAGGAUGAAGAUUUUGACUAUGAGGAUGAGGAUGAGGAUGAUGAGUUUUUCCCUGAGGAAGAUGAUUAUUCAGAUGAGGAAGAAGAAAUGAGAGGGAAAAAGAAGACCAAUGAUGGCAUGAAAAUGGUCAAAAAGGUUUUUCAGAAGAAAAGGUCCUCUGUAGUUUCGACUAGAGGUAGAAAAAGGCAGAGUUCUAGAGCAACAAAGAAGCCCUUGAGAAAGAAAAGAAGAAAGAAUGGGAGGUUAAGGAAGAAAGUAAGAUGUGAAGAUGAAGAUGAAGAUGAUUUUAUAGAUAAUAGCCCAACCAUGACAACAAGUAAGAAAAAACGGGGCCAGAAGAGAAAAAGGGUACUUCUUUCAGAUUCAGAAUAUGCAUCUUCUGGAUCGUCUGAUUUUGAGUUUACUAUAUCUGAAGAAGAGAGAGAACAGGUGCGAGAAGCCAAAAAAUUGUGUGGAAAUUUGAGAAAUAACUUGAGGAGUUCAUCCCAUCUAAUAAACAAUGAAGAGGUUGGUGCCCAUGAGGAACAAGUUCAGUUGCGAAAACCGCCAGCUCGGAAGGGUAAGGAAAAGAUAGAAGAACCUCAAGGAAGAAAGGGUAAGGAAAAGGUGGAGGUAAAAAGUGAGAUGGGUAAGCAAGUGUGUGGGAUUUGUCUGUCCGAAGAAGAUAAAAGAAGAGUUAGGGGAGUACUAAAUUGCUGUACUCACUUCUUUUGUUUUGCUUGCAUUAUGGAGUGGGCAAAGGUGGAAUCUCGUUGCCCUUUGUGUAAGCAGAGAUUCAAAACAAUCAGCAAGCCUGCUCGGUCAACCACAGGGAUUGAUUUAAGAGAAGUGGUGAUACAAGUCCCCGAACGUGACCAGGUUUAUCAGCCCUCUGAAGAAGAACUCAGGAGCUAUAUUGAUCCAUAUGAAUAUGUUAUUUGUUCAGAGUGUCAUCAAGGUGGAGAUGAUGGCCUCAUGCUACUAUGCGAUAUCUGUGAUUCCCCUGCACACACAUAUUGUGUUGGUUUGGGGCGGGAAGUUCCUGAAGGUAAUUGGUAUUGUGAGGGCUGUAGACCAGUCGCUCUGGGAUCAUCAAGCUCCCAAGUUCAAGAAGGUGUGGCUGAUCCAAGGUUGACAAUCCAGAACCUUCCUGUUAGGCCACCUCCUGCUCUACAUGUACGAGAAAGUAUAGACCUCAACUUGAUUUCCUCACCCCGUGCAGCUUUUAAUCAAGGUUUUGGGCAUCUCCCAUCUUCUAGAUUUAGUGGCAGAAGUGUUGAGGGAUCUUCACCUGUAUCUGGUGGAGCGCCAACGUUAUCAGAGAGACGCUGGAUACACCGUCAAAUUCAACAAUUACUUUCAAUAGAUAGGAUGGCUGCUACACCUGGCAGAACCACCAAUGGUUUUUCAGCUACCAGUUCAACUAGUAACUUGUAUAGCACUCAAAUUGAUCAAAGCAGGGGAACCGCCACUCUUCAUGCAAGGACGCAGGAUGUGGGAACGUCAUACCACACAUUUUUUGAUGACAGAUUAUGUAACAAUACCUCUCCGCUAAUGCAGAAUGGGCCAUUAUGGCCUGGACUCAUGGCGACACCCCCAGUACCAGAUUGUGAACAAGUUCAUCAGUUCAGUAGAUCAAACAUUGUCCCUGAUGAUGGCUUAUCCACUGCUGUCAGAGAAGAGACGAACUUUCACACUGCGAAGGAGCAGUUGCAGUCGAUGGUUAAAAGUCACCUGAAGAGUUUGUCCCAAAAUAUUGAUUUAGGCCACAGUACUUUCAAGGAUGUUGCAAGGAGUUCUAUGCACACCAUACUAGCAGCUUGUGAUCUUGAGCACAAGAACAGUGAAGUUUGCAAUGUGCCUCCUCCGUCUGCCUGUCCGCACAUGGAACUAAUGGCUGGCGGGCCAACUAGUCUGAUUAAAGGUUGCUGCUCAUCGUGCUUUGAUUCUUUUGUAGGAGAUGUGGUGAAGAGGGUUUUGGACACAAGAGUUUCAUCCCAGUGGUUACGAUUAGGUCUAUAGGCAUAAAAUUAUUGCAAUGUGUCCAAAGACACCUUUUUUGUUAGUUCAGAAAGACAAAAGAACAUUUCAUUUACUUGUUUAUAGAUAUCACAUGAAUAUGAUUUACUCUGAACAGAAAGGCUGCUGCUUCUAACAUUUUAUUUUGUUUAACUUGGCGCUUAUACAGAUACUCGUAUUUGGUUAAAUAUAAAUGCCGAAGAUUCUCGGGUA
This is a messenger RNA of Vigna unguiculata (cowpea), 3022 nucleotides long. Its product is annotated as RING/U-box protein. The record is from RefSeq and is a predicted model, not a curated record. Lineage: Eukaryota; Viridiplantae; Streptophyta; Magnoliopsida; Fabales; Fabaceae.